AUGCUGCGGCGUGGCGCGCAGGCGUACGGCGCAGCGACGACGACGACGGCAACCCACUGUGCGGCAGCCGCGCGCAGAGUGUGGCGGUACGCGGCCCGCAGCCGCCUGCGUGGGCUGUCGGGCAGCCUGGGCAACCUCAGCACCCUGCCCAGGAACACUUACAGCGCGGGCAGGCACAACUCUCCCGAGCGAUACAGGGAUGGCAGCGUGGGCCGCAGUCUGGUGCGCGCACAGCCCUACACGUCCAUCUACGAGCUGUCGCCACGGCGAUUCUCCGACCUGACUCCUCGCAGAACGCACAGCAUGGACGACAUCUCCCGCGCAGGCGUUGAUUCGUCGUUGAUCUCGGUGAACUCGGCGCACCGGCUGCUGUACGCCAUCGCUAAGAUCGAGGACUACGACCUCGUCGCGAAGCAGACGGGCGAGAGCCGCGUCAUACUGAGCGGCAUCGAGGCGCGGCUGAAGGAACGCAUGAAGCUGCUCAUGCCCAAGGACUACAAGAGCCUGGAGUUCAUCACGCUGAAGGGCAUCUCGAUCAGCGUGUCUCAGCUCGCGCACUACCUCGGCGAGUGCAACAACCGCCUGCGACUCUUCUGGACGACGGAGCUGCCGUCGCGCGAACUCGGCGGCGAGCCGCCCUACCACCGCAUACUAGCCGACGAGAACAUGAGUCUGAGAGAUACGAUAAACAAGCAGAGUCACAAGCUGUCCUCCCAGGAGAAGCUGCUGGGCAACGCUCUCGGAAAGCUUGAGGCGAGCACGCGUGUCAAGGCUGGGAUGGAGGAGGCCAUUAUCAAGCAACUGACAAAGACGCACAAAGUUCUGAAAAAGGCAAAAAGCAAUUUGGAGUACCGUUCCCAGCCAUCCUAGGAGUCCAGUCAUGCGAUCCAAUCUACAAAGUACCAGCUGUAGUUUUAUCAGUUGUAGCAGCCUGGUUGCAGGAAUGUUUAUCAGUUGUAGCAGCCUGGUCGCAGAAAUGUUUAUCAGUUGUAGCAGCCUGGUUGCAGAAAUGUUUAUUAGUUGUAGCAGCCUGGUCGCAGAAAUGUUUAUCAGUUGUAGCAGUCUGGUUGCAGAAGUGUUUAUCAGUUGCAGCAGCCUGGUUGCCUGAAAGUUUUAUCAGUUGUUGCAGUCUGGUUGCAGAAAUGUUUAUCAGUUGCAGCAGCCUGGUUGCAGAAAUGUUUAUCAGUUGCAGCAGCCUGGUUGCAGAAUUGUUUAUCAGUUGCAGCAGCCUGGUUGCAGAAUUGUUUAUCAGUUGCAGCAGCCUGGUUGCAGAAUUGUUUAUCAGUUGCAGAAGCCUGGUCGCAGCACCGUGCCGUAUUUCUGUCCUCAGGAACAAAUCGGUCGCUGCCUCUAACAGGAGUGACAAGUCUUCCUUCCUACGUGUUGUCACGGCCUAGCCAUUGUGCCUCUUGUUUGGUAGGGGGCGCCACUGCUGUACACUUCUCGGGUCGCCCCUAGCAACUGGUGUCCUGUAUUGCGCAGCCGAUCAUUUUAAAAGAAAAGCAACGUUUAAUGUAAUACAUAUAUUAACGUUUAACAGUUUAAUUUGUGUGCUUGUGAGUUCGAGAGUGCACGUGUGUGUGCAAAUUUGUAUGCAUGCGUGCGUGUAUGCAUGCGUGCGUGUGUUCGUAUAGAUGUGAGCACGGUGGUGAUUCGUGCGUGCGUUCGUGCGUGCGUGCGUGCGUGCGUUCAUCCGUAUGUUCAUACUAUGUAUGUUCACGUCAGUGAAUUUUUAACUAAUUAUUUCUAUAUUUCUUUAACGUUUUCUUCGUUAUUCUUCGUUCUGUAUGCUACGUGUGUUUCAUUAGUAACCCCUAAUUUCCACCCGCGAGAGUGAGAUUGAGAGAGAGAGAGAGAGAGAGAGAGAGAGAGUAUAUAAGGCGCUAUUGUUUGUUAGCUGCUGGCUCGUAGAGUUGCUGCUGCGUUUGCGGUGACCAGGACACCUCCAGCCUGUAGUGUUUUUUUCUAUGUUUGGUGAUAUUCCCUAAAUUGCUCGGUUUAUCCAGAUUUUAUAUAUAUAUAUAAGGUUUACAUGUUUGUUGUGACAAGCCACAUUAGUUCUUACGUUUCAUUCAGUCUUAGCGGUUGAUAUUAAUCAGAGGACGUGUAGUGUGUAACUGAUUUGGGGGGUGGGGUGCUAUGCGUUUGUGGGUACCGUACAUAUUGGGAGGGUGUGGGGGUAUAUUAUACUCAGCACGUGCCAAAGACCACGCGGGGUCGGUUGGUUAUCUCACGGUCUCUCUCGCUGCACACAGGAUAGGUUUUCUUUCCUAUUGCACUCCAGUGUCGAGGCCUCCUAGUUUUCUAUGCAGUCAUUCAUUCAUUGUAUUCUCGUGUAAAUAUUAGUGGCUACUAGCUAGAUUAGAGUACCGAAAUGGGAGCAUGAUGAUGAUAUGUAUAUAUAUAUAUAUGUGUGUGUGUAUAAUAUAUAUAUAUAUAUAUAUAUACAUACAUACAUACAUACAUAUAUAUAUAUAAGCGCCAGUAGCUUUCGUGUGUCACUCGUGAACUCUCCUUGCUCCAUGCACGCAUCAUUUGAUAUGACGUUGUGAGAAGCACGUGUGUAGGCGUGAGGUUUUGUUAGCUUACGAAAGACAACGGUAAGUGUUUAAUGUGAAAGUAACGAAUGAUGUACACGAAAGGCUGCGAAUUGUAGCAAAAUUAGUUUUACUGUACGAAUGCAGCGUGUUCGCCUUCUAACAUUAGACUGUAUGUAUAGACAUUGAAAAUGUGUGAUUGUCUGCCAAUAAAUAUAUCACUACCUUUCACUUGUUACGAAUAAA
This is a messenger RNA of Priapulus caudatus, 2783 nucleotides long. RefSeq names its product myomegalin-like. The transcript has 7 exons. The record is from RefSeq and is a predicted model, not a curated record. The coding region runs from base 1 to 870 and encodes 289 amino acids. Lineage: Eukaryota; Metazoa; Priapulida; Priapulimorpha; Priapulimorphida; Priapulidae.